UAAUGAGCGGAUUCAAACUAUACAGAUCUAGAAUAAUAUUGGCACUAUCCUCUUAGGCUUAUAAGAGAGCUCAUAAGUUAUCAUCAUAAACGUCCACUGAACCUGAAUUUGUUGAUUAGUCUUUAAAUAAACAAAUAAAAUUAAAUGAUUAGAGUUUCAUUAAAAUUUAAUAAAAUGAACAAAAAAUAAUGAAUCAACCAAUAUAAAACAUAGAAACAUAGAAGAUCAAUUCAAAUCUAUAAAAGAAAGAAAUUAAUCCAAUACAAACAUAAGAAAAAUAAGAAAAUAGUAACAUAAAAAUUAUUCUGUAAAAUAAUAACACAAUUAGUCAUAAUAAUUCUAAUAAUAAAAAUGAAACAAUCUCAAAUAUUAUUAUUGAUAAAGAUGUUUUAAUUCAGCCUACAAAGUGUGAAUAAAAAAAAGAACUACCUUUAUUUAAUGGUUAGAAUAAAUUGUAGCCAAAUAAUUCGUCAUAAUAAUAAUAAUAAUAAUAAUAAUAAUAAUAAAUUAAACAAAAUAAUCUUUUAAAGGAACAAAAUAGUAAAGCUUUAAAAAAAGAGAUUAAAUACUUUAAAGCUUGUGGUUUACAUAAUAUUGGAAAUACUUGUUACUUUAAUAGUGCUCUUUAGUGUAUUAUUAAUACACCAAAAUUUAAUGAUAAAUUUUUAUCUGAUGAAAUUAAAUAAGAGUUAAAUCCAAAACAUAAAUCAGUUGCUCUAUAAUAUUGGAAAUUACUAAAGUAAAUGAGAACUACCAAUAAUACCAGUGAAAAUCCAGUUUAAUUGAAAUAAGUUAUCUGUAAAAUUAUAAUUCUUAAUUUUAAGCAAGUUCAACUAAGAAGUUUGGAGGUCAUAGACAAGAAGAUUCCUAAGAAUUUUUAAGAGCACUUUUGACUUGCUUACACGAGGAUUUGAAUAGAAUCACUGGAAAACCUAUUUACAAAGAACUUACCGCAGAUCUUAAUAAAUAAACACUUGAAGAAAUAGUAACAUUAUCAAUUUAUUUAAGUCUAAUACAUGGUUUAAUUACUUUAAAGGAAGAGAUAAUAGUUUAGUAACAGAUUAUUUUACUGGAUAAUUGCUAAGUAGGGUAACUUGUAGUGUCUGUAAAAAUCAAUCUCUAGCUUUUGAUAACUUUUAAGACUUAUCUUUAGCAUUCCCAAAUAUUUCAGGAAAUUAAAUUACCCUUGAAGAUAUGCUAAAAUAUUAUUUAAGUGAAGAAAACAUCAAUCAAUAUACAUGUGGAAAAUGUAGAUAACAAAGAAAAUGUACAAGACAACUUGAAAUAUGGAGAUUACCAGAUAUUUUGGUUAUUCAUUUAAAAAGGUUUUAUUACAAAGGUCCUAUGAAAAAGAAAAUAAACAUAGAUGUUAAAUUUGGAGCCAAAUUAGAUUUGGGUUAAUUUAUUAUUAAUAGUACUGAUAAAUCAACUUUAAAUUGCAAUUACAAUUUAUAUGGUAUUGUAAAGCAUUAUGGAGAUUUAAAUUUUGGUCAUUAUUUUGCGUAUUUAUAUUAUUCAUUAAUUAGAGAAUGCAAACAUCCAUUUACUUUGAAGUGGUAUUAAUUAAAUGAUAGUUCUGUUUAAGAGAUAAAGCCGAAGGUCUCAUACGAAUCCGAUAAUUCAGCUUAUUUAUUAUUAUACAGUCGUAUCUGA
Molecule: messenger RNA, 1653 nt
Organism: Paramecium pentaurelia
Lineage: Eukaryota; Ciliophora; Oligohymenophorea; Peniculida; Parameciidae
Source: the annotation of a GenBank genome assembly